UCUCUCUUACUUCUCUGCGCAACCUCCUAUCAAACAAUCCCGAUAUUACUCACUCUUGUCCAUCAGAAGCUUUCAGGGAGGCCAGAUGGUGAGCGUUGAUGAGAUCAGAAAGGCUCAAAGGGCUGAAGGUCCGGCCACCGUUAUGGCCAUAGGAACGGCCACCCCACCCAACUGUGUGGAUCAGAGUACCUACCCUGAUUACUACUUCAGAAUCACUAAGAGCGAGCACAAGACUGAGCUCAAAGAGAAAUUCAAGCGCAUGUGCGAAAAGUCAAUGAUCAAGAAGAGGUACAUGCACCUGACGGAGGAAAUCUUGAAGGAGAACCCAAACAUAUGCGAGUACAUGGCGCCUUCUUUGGAUGCCAGGCAGGACAUGGUGGUCGUGGAAGUCCCCAAGCUGGGCAAAGAGGCCGCCACCAGAGCCAUCAAGGAGUGGGGCCAGCCCAAGUCUAAGAUCACUCACCUCAUCUUCUGCACCACCAGCGGCGUCGACAUGCCCGGCGCCGACUACCAGCUCACCAAGCUCCUCGGCCUCCGCCCCUCCGUCAAGCGUUACAUGAUGUACCAGCAGGGUUGCUUCGCCGGAGGCACGGUCCUCCGUCUCGCCAAGGACCUGGCCGAAAACAACAAGGGAGCUCGCGUCCUCGUCGUCUGCUCCGAGAUCACCGCCGUCACCUUCCGCGGCCCCAGCGACACCCACCUGGACAGCCUUGUUGGGCAGGCCCUCUUCGGAGACGGUGCGGCAGCCGUCAUUGUCGGCUCUGACCCGCUCCCCGUGGAGAAGCCUCUGUUUGAACUGGUGUGGACGGCUCAGACCAUUUUGCCAGACAGUGAAGGAGCCAUUGACGGACAUCUGCGCGAGGUGGGGCUCACCUUCCAUCUUCUCAAGGACGUUCCGGGACUGAUCUCCAAGAACAUCGAGAAGGCCUUGGUGGAGGCUUUCCAGCCACUGGGGAUCUCUGACUACAACUCCAUCUUCUGGAUCGCUCACCCAGGUGGGCCCGCGAUUCUUGACCAGGUGGAGGCCAAGCUGAGCUUGAAGCCGGAGAAGAUGAGGGCGACGAGGCACGUGCUGAGUGAGUACGGGAACAUGUCGAGCGCGUGCGUGUUGUUCAUUCUGGACGAGAUGAGGAGGAAGUCCGCGGAAGAUGGGCUCAAGACUACUGGCGAGGGCCUUGACUGGGGAGUCUUGUUUGGGUUUGGGCCUGGGCUCACUGUUGAGACUGUUGUUCUUCGCAGUGUGGCAGCAUAAGAGCCUCCCAGUUUUAGGUCUUCCAUUUAUCUAUAUAUACGUGUUCCUUCCACUUGUUUCCUUAUGUUUCGAGAAAAAAAGUAUUCUUUGUUAGUUCCUUCAUAUAAGAGUGCUUUUCCAAAACUUCAUGUGGCACUUGUAAAUUGCAAUGUUAAAUUAACAAACAAUCAGAAUAACAUGUAGUUUUCUAUACCACUUACCAAGUCGCAAGGCCUGUUUUCCCAAA
Neltuma alba is the source of this 1478-nucleotide messenger RNA. Its product is annotated as chalcone synthase 1. Gene Ontology annotation, molecular function: acyltransferase activity, transferring groups other than amino-acyl groups. NCBI's taxonomy places the organism in Eukaryota, Viridiplantae, Streptophyta, Magnoliopsida, Fabales, Fabaceae. Gene Ontology annotation, biological process: polyketide biosynthetic process. The transcript is spliced from 2 exons. The record is from RefSeq and is a predicted model, not a curated record. The coding region runs from base 86 to 1252 and encodes 388 amino acids.